AUGCGCCCCAUCACUAGAUCCGCCAAGAUGGACAUUCAACCCGACAUGCCCGAGUGCUGGGGUCAUCGCGGCGCCUCCGCUACUUUCCCCGAAAACACCAUCGCCAGCUUCGAAAAGGCCAUUGCAGACGGCUCCGAAGGUCUCGAGACUGACGUACACAUCACCACCGACAACGUCAUCGUCAUGUUCCACGACCCCACAUUAGAACGGACCACCGACGGCAAGGGUCUCAUCUACGAGCGCCCUUACUUCGGCGACGACGGCAUCGAGCACGUUCGAACGCUCAAGCAGCCCGCACAGCAGAUCCCCACCUUCCCGCAGGUGUGCGACCUGCUCAUGCGUCCGGAGAACAAGCACGUCAAGCUCAACCUGGAUAUCAAGCCGGACAACAACCCGGACCGUCUCUUCCCGCUCAUGCGCAAAGUCAUCGAGUCGUAUCCCAACUUCGAGACCGACCUCGCCCCGCGUCUCAUCCUCGGCCUGUGGCAUCCCAAGUUCCUCGAGUCGGCGCUCGUCAACGUACCCGCCAUGAAGCGCAUCCACAUUGGCGCUUCGCCGCGUGCUGCGCGCAAGUACUUCUGGAACGACUGCACCGGGUUCUCGAUGUACUUUGCCUGCUUGGUCGGCGCUGACGGCCAGCAGUUUAUCGCCGAAGCGCAACAGGCCGGCAAGGAUAUCUAUGUUUGGACCGUCAAUCGCAAGGACGAGAUGAUCGAAGCGACAAGAUGGGGCGUCAAGGCCGUGCUCACCGACAAGACGGCGCUGUUCCAGGACCUCCGCAAGAACAUGAAGACCGACUUUGCCACCACACGUCAAGACGAAGUGGGCAUGUUCUUCCGUUGGGCUACGUGGAGGUACUAUGCACUGCCGCAAUUCGUGUUGCAGACCAACUGGCUGGCCAACAUCGAAAGGCGCGCCGGCUCGCCGUUCCGCGAAGUGAAUGCUCGCGUCGCAGCACAAGCGGCUGCCUCGCUGCCAGCCACUUCUAUCGCCGCCUCGAGUGCAUCCGAAAAGACUGGUCUCGGUCCAGCCCUCGAGCAGCCCGCUUUCGCCAUCAACGCCGCUGCAUGA
Sporisorium graminicola is the source of this 1071-nucleotide messenger RNA. RefSeq lists its product as uncharacterized. The coding region runs from base 1 to 1071 and encodes 356 amino acids. Gene Ontology annotation, molecular function: phosphoric diester hydrolase activity. Lineage: Eukaryota; Fungi; Basidiomycota; Ustilaginomycetes; Ustilaginales; Ustilaginaceae. The record is from RefSeq and is a predicted model, not a curated record. The transcript has a single exon. Gene Ontology annotation, biological process: lipid metabolic process.